CCUCUCAGUCGAGUCGCGUCAUUCUCCUCGUCUCGUGUCGCUGACUUCCCCCACAAGUUGCUGGGUUGCCUUCGAGCAGGAGACAGGCUGUGUAGUUUAGUGCUAUCAGGAUCGGAUCAGCGGCUGCUGCGCUUCAGUUGCCGGCGGCGGCAGCAUGAGGGUGGUGGUGACGGGCGCGACGGGGUACCUGGGCGGCCGCCUGUGCGCGGCGCUGGUCGGCGCGGGCCACGCCGUGCGCGCGCUCGCCCGCCCCUCCAGCAACGUCUCCGGCCUGCCCCGCGACGUCGAGCUGGCCUACGGCGACGUCACCGACGCCGAGUCCCUCGCCGCGGCCUUCCACGGUUGCGACGUCGUGUUCCACGUCGCCGCGGCCGUCGAGCCCUGGUUGCCCGACCCCUCCGUUUUCCUCAAGGUUAAUGUAGGUGGACUUGAGAAUGUGUUGAAGGCUGCCAAGAGAACACCAACUGUGAAGAAGAUAAUCUACACAUCAUCUUUCUUUGCAAUUGGUCCAACUGAUGGUUACGUUGCAGAUGAGACACAAAUGCAUCCAGAGAAGGAAUUUUGUACUGAAUAUGAGAAAUCAAAGGUUCUUGCAGAUAGAAUCGCACUUCAGGCAGCAGCGGAUAAAGUGCCGAUCACCAUUGUCUACCCAGGCGUUCUCUAUGGCCCUGGAAAACUUACGACUGGAAAUCUUGUCUCCCGCAUUUUAAUAGAGAGGUUUAAUGGGCGCUUGCCUGGUUACAUAGGAGAUGGGUAUGAUAGAGAAUCGUUCUGCCAUGUUGAUGAUGUUGUUAGUGGGCACAUAGCAGCUAUGGAGAAGGGCAGAGUGGGCCAACGGUAUCUCCUCACUGGUGAAAAUAUGUCAUUCGUGCAAAUUUUUAAUAUGGUUGCUAAUAUCACAAACACAAAGGCUCCCAUGUUCCACGUACCUCUCUGGUUGAUUGAAGCAUAUGGGUGGAUUUCAGUUUUUGUUUCUCACAUCACUGGAAAACUCCCACUUAUCAGUUACCCUACUGUGCGUGUUCUGAGACAUCAAUGGGCAUACUCAUGUGACAAAGCAAAGACGGAGCUGGGCUAUAGCCCAAGAAACUUGACUGAAGGUUUAUCGGAGAUGCUCCUGUGGCUUAAGGAAGAAAAACUAAUCAAGUUUUAGCGUUCUUUACUACUCGCCGCAUCACACAUUUAAUGUAAACUGAGACAUUGCUGGGGAUUUGAAGUGUAUAUCAGUAUAUGCUUCGGCAUUGCGUUAUGUUGUAUUAUAUACUAGAGAAAAGCUAAGAUGUAGAUGUGUAAUACUGAUGUUGACAAUAAAGGGAGAAACUAUGUUUUUUACAUCGAUACAAUUAAUUCAAUCAUC
This is a messenger RNA of Sorghum bicolor (sorghum), 1357 nucleotides long. RefSeq names its product putative dihydroflavonol 4-reductase. The transcript is spliced from 5 exons. The record is from RefSeq and is a predicted model, not a curated record. The coding region runs from base 155 to 1153 and encodes 332 amino acids. NCBI's taxonomy places the organism in Eukaryota, Viridiplantae, Streptophyta, Magnoliopsida, Poales, Poaceae.